Messenger RNA from Xenopus tropicalis (tropical clawed frog), 1335 nucleotides. RefSeq names its product CD200 receptor 1 gene 2 (gene cd200r1.2). The coding region runs from base 37 to 951 and encodes 304 amino acids. Gene Ontology annotation, biological process: regulation of neuroinflammatory response. The record is from RefSeq and is marked provisional. Gene Ontology annotation, cellular component: membrane; cell surface. Gene Ontology annotation, molecular function: signaling receptor activity. The transcript is spliced from 7 exons. NCBI's taxonomy places the organism in Eukaryota, Metazoa, Chordata, Amphibia, Anura, Pipidae.
CAACGAUGUGUUUUUUUAGCCUGAAGUCAUUGUAACAUGGUCUUUCUACAAGCCACGCGCUUUGUGCUCUGCCUGAUUCUGUUUAUUCCUGCCAAUGUGGUCGCAGCAGGUCAUGCUUCGGCAGAUGCCACAGAGAAACCUGAAACUGGGUCCCACCCCAUCCUUGUGUCAGUCCCUAGAGGGGAAACAGCAGUAAUGGAGUGUAAAUACAAGGUGCCUACAGGAGAGACCUUCAUAAUGAUCACCUGGAAGUUCCAUCGAUCGGAUCAAUCCCACUGCAUUUAUUCAAACAAACGGAACCAAACGUUUAAUAACUGCAGCAGCAGGAUUGAGUUCAACAGCUCCUCCCUGAGGAUAUAUAAUGCUACAGAAACUGAUGAUGGGACCUAUAGGUGUGAAGUUGUAACUGCAGAUGGGACCUUCUUCCACAAUGUCGUUCUACAGGUUGUAGUUAAGCCUUCAGUGACAUUGAUAUCAAACAGGCAUGGAUUUCCCGAGUGCCGGGCACAUGGGGGGAACCCAGCGGCAAAUAUCUCAUGGAUCCCAGAAGGUUCCAUCAGUACAAACAGAGCAAUGGAGCCAGAUAGGAGCUGGAUAGUUAGCAGCACUUACACUGCAACCAGCAGCAAUGUCACCCAAGUGACUUGUAUAGUGUCCCACCCCACAUUUGCACAGCCUCAAAACUAUUCCAUAUCAAUUGCACCCUAUAAAGGAAGUACAUAUAUUUUGUUGUUGACAAUACCACUCGUGGUCCUCGUUAUCCUCAUCAUCGUAGGAUUCCUGUUUUUCUGGACAAUGUCUCAAAGACUCAGGGCGUGCCUAAGCAAGGAAAUAAAAAACACAACGGUGACACCACAAGAUACUAAUGAGCAGAACAAGGAAGAGGUGGAGCCCUACGCCAGUUACACCCAGAAAAUAAAUACUAUUUAUAAUUCCAUAUCAGAGAUAUAACGGGAGCCGGGGAGCAGCCCAAGGAUCUUAUCACUCAGUCACGGAACUUCAUUAAUGAUAACGCUAAAAACUGGUUACUGUGUUAUGUAUUAUAAACUGUAUCCUUACUGUAUGUUUCUGGGGUUAUUUUUCUGUUGAUUAAUUGAAAUGUACAUAGAAUAAUUUAAAUACUGGACGAGCAAAUGUAUCUGCCAAUCCAACGUCCAGCGGAAAUACUUUAUUGCACUUUAUGAAACUGGAUUUGCAAAAUGUCAUUUUAUGUUUAUGUCCCGAUCCUCAGCAAUAACGAUUUCUUUCGUAUCCGGCAAAUCUAAAUGGGAAACUGCAACGAGCAAUAGAAAUGUCAGGGCAUUUACAAACCUGAAAUAAAAUACUCAGCUGUGA